Molecule: messenger RNA, 1215 nt
Organism: Phytophthora nicotianae INRA-310
Lineage: Eukaryota; Oomycota; Peronosporomycetes; Peronosporales; Peronosporaceae
Exons: 2
Coding region: 1-1215 (404 amino acids)
Source: RefSeq, a predicted model, not a curated record
AUGGCCACGACCGAUACUGCCGGCUUCUUCUUCAUUGACGCGAAAGUCGGGUCAACGCCCACGUCCGUCUUCAAGGUGGACGCCACCGGUGCAACUACCAUUGCUGCUGGUGGUCUAACCGUUGGGGGCGGGGUCACCGUGUCGAACACGGGACUGAUGGUUUCCGCUGGCGGAGCCAGCAUAACAGGCGGCAUCACUGCAGUCGAUACCGGCGUCACCGUUACCACAGGUGGAGCGAGGGUUUAUGACACCGGCACUACUGCCGACACGCUCACGGUCAAGAACACGGCAACAACCGGAAUAUUCUCUGGCGCGCUGCUCAGCUUGGACACUAGUACUUUGACGACCGGGUUUUCGUUGAUAAGUGCAAGUGUCGCUGGUGGAUCGCCAAAAUUCUCGGUGGAGGCAUCAGGACUGACCACCAUAGCCGCUGGCGGACUAAGUGUUGCAGGUGGAGUCACCAUCACGAACACCGGGCUUACUGUGACUACUGGGGGUGCAAGUAUUACUGACACCGGAACGACGACCAGCACACUGACGCUCACCAACUCAAAUAACGUAUUUGACAAAGCGCUGCUCUCUAUGGAUUCGACUGCAACUAGUGGUUUUUCUCUCAUCAGCGCGAAGGUAGGCGGCACACCUCAGUUCACCGUGACGGCAGGUGGGGCGACGACGAUAUAUUCCGGUGGACUCAGCAUUAAGGGUGGCGUGACUGUCGUGGACACUGGUAUCACAGUAUCCGCGGGUGAUGUACUCAUAUCGAGUAAUACUCAAUCAGGGGCGGCAAACAGUGGUGCCUUAGUUGUAACUGGUGGCGUCGGGGUCGGCCGCGAUCUCCGCUGCGCAGGAACCAUUUAUGGUACAGUAAACUCGAGCUCUGACCGGCGUUUGAAGACUGCGAUUCGUGACGUGGAGUCGUCGCAGGAGAUUAUCCGGCAGCUUCGUCCGGUAACGUAUAAAUGGCGGCGAGACGAGAUCCCGGCCCGCAACUUCCCCGCAGGCGAAUACCCCGGUUUUUUAGCCGACGAAGUGGAGCGGAUUCUGCCGGACCUGGUGCAGGAGGACGGCGACGGCUGGAAGUCGCUCAACUACGUCGGCAUUAUCCCGCACUUAGUGCGCGCCGUGCAGGAGAUGCAGGGCCAGCUCGAGACUUCCCAGUCGCAGAUGGCGCGCAUGCAGCAGCAGAUCGACGCGAUGCUGGCGGCGCGCGCAUAA